Molecule: messenger RNA, 324 nt
Organism: Sphenostylis stenocarpa
Lineage: Eukaryota; Viridiplantae; Streptophyta; Magnoliopsida; Fabales; Fabaceae
Source: the annotation of a GenBank genome assembly
AUGAACAUCCUUCGUUCUUUUUGGAAUAGUCCCACAGGCCUCAAAACAACUCAUUUCUGGGGUCCUACCUUCAACUGGAGCCUUCCCCUUGCGGCAGCAAUGGACACAAAGAAACCACCGGAAACCAUAUCCGUCAACAUGACUGGAGUUAUGUGUGUUUAUUCAGCAUCUUUCAUGAGGUUCGCUUGGGUGGUGCGACCUCGUAACCUCCAUCUUCUUGCAUGCCAUUUGACCAAUGAGACUAUGCAAUUGUAUCAACUCUCUAGGUGGUUCAGAGCUCAGAGGGUGGUGGAACAGAGCGAAAAGGAAAUAAAUGCAGAAUGA